ACCAGCCAACACCAACCUCCCUUCUUCUAGCUGAUGGAAAAUGAAAUGGAAAUGCCAAGUGGAAAUGUCGCCCCGCAAUUUGUCUCAAUAGAUUCCCAGUUCGUGGCUGUGUCGUUAUCAGUACAGGUAACAAACUGCUGCCAGGUGAGGUGAGAAGCAUACGGGGUGGACUUCCCUACUUGCUGGCUCCAUUCUUUACCUGCGACCCGGUCAGGCGCAUCCAAGCAAGCACACAGCACACACAAUUGAAGGCAAGACAAUAGGACUGGUUAAAUAGUUGCAAAUUAAUCAGGAUUUUAAAGUUAAAAUAGUUUAAACAUAUAUAUUUUUUAGCUCUCAAAAUAUAAAACUUGUAGACAUUUUUUCAUCAAGAAAAACCUAUAGCCAAAUAGCUUUAAAUUGAUAUCAAGUCACCGGGUUGUUUAGGCUCCAAUCUUGGAGUAUUUGUCACAUCAAAUCAUUGCUAUCUUAGCUUUUAAAGUCAAAGGUUAUACCUUGAUUCGUUAUAUUAACAUCAGUCAAAAUCUGGAAAAGCUACCAAAAAUGGCCUUUAGAAGCUGGUUCUCGCUGCCCCUGGUUAAAGCCGAUGACGAAGAUGAGUUGGUUGAUCCUCAAGAGACACUCAGGGAUAAAUGCCGAGAAAAAAAACAUAUUGAGUCGUUGUUUAACAAAUACCAGAAGUGCAAUGAUCGCGUAAAUGGAAAAUCCAACACUACUGAGACAUGCAUUGAGGAAUUAUUUGACUAUGUUGCCGAAUUGGAUCAUUGUGUGGCGCACACCCUCUUCUCAAAACUAAAGUAAUUUGAAAUUAAAGCAAGAAAUACAAAUGUUUGCAUAUUA
Molecule: messenger RNA, 840 nt
Organism: Drosophila serrata
Lineage: Eukaryota; Metazoa; Arthropoda; Insecta; Diptera; Drosophilidae
Product: cytochrome b-c1 complex subunit 6, mitochondrial pseudogene
Source: RefSeq, a predicted model, not a curated record